UCGGCCACCUCGGGCAGGACUCCGUGGGCAGACACGGCUUCGGGAUAACACAGAGACAUGGAUACAGUCCGAAGGCUUUGAAAGCGAUCCACACUGCCCUUGCGUUUUGUUGUAUUAAGCAUUUACACGAGUAACAGCAGCAAGAAAUCAACUGCUGUCACAGCAAAGAAAACUCGGGACUUGCCUUACACAUCUUUUGUCAUUUUAACUGCUCUGCCACCGUUACAGCUGUGUAGAUGGCUUCCAAUACCAAUAUAUUGAUAUGAACAGGAGAAAAGAAGUAGUGAUGGAAAUUUAGUCCCUUAUGUGAAUCAGUUCCAUAUAUACUGAGGCCUCUAUCGGUAAAACUGCAACGGUUAAAAAUCAUGCAAUCAAAAUAAUGGAAUCUGAUUUAGCUGAAGUACAGCCAUUAGUAAAUAUUUUUACUUGUAACCAGAUUAAAGGGCUGCAUCGCUCUACAGCUGGUUUUGCCUUCAACAGUAAUUUUGCUCCAACAAAUUAACCUUGAGACACUGAACUCACAUACAAUUGACACAGUCCAAUAUAGUUACACUUGUACCAACACACUGUUUAAAACAGUCUGAGGUUACAAAAACUAACUGGGGUUAUCUUACACACUCACACUACAGAAUUAGAAGCAUCACAAUGUUAACAUCCGUAAUAAUCACUCUGAGCCGUGUCAGCUUCAGUAAGGAACGAGCGUCUGCCCUCUUAACUAAAAUAGAGACUACACAAGGUGUGCUUUAUGACUUACAAAUACUUUACAAUAUACCCGUUUUACAAAUGAGUUACUGUUAUCAUAUUCAUUACUAAUGAGAUACUAUCGUGUCUGUUACUAGAAGAAGUGACACCUUCAGUAUUUCUUGUGUUUUAGGGGUACUUUUCCAGAUGUAAGUUACCUGUGAACAGCCAUAACAUUUUGCAUAAAGAGCAGCUUUUUUAUCCUGGUCUUUUACUCACCAUAAGGAUAAGCUUCCAACAAUGCGGCUUUCCCUAUUCAGCAUACAAUUUAAACUCCCCUCUUACAAAAUAUAUAAUCUCUUUGUAUAUAAUCUCUUUGUGCAGUAUUAUCCCAUUUUCUGGCUGCAAUACUGAUUCAAAAGAAAAUUCCUCUGCUCCAUUGCUAUACUUGAUUGCACCAGCUUUUUCUGCCUGACAAACUUCAUUUUUAAACUUUUUCCUAGCCUAUGUGUUCUCUCACGCAAUAACAUGCAAAGCCACAAUUCCAGUCUCUUGUUCUUGUCAUUUCUGUGUUCUGUUUCCUCUCAGUUCACACGGAGACCAUUUAAAUCCCUCUGCUGCAUUGCCCUCCAAACAGACCCUUGGAAAUCUCUUUAUCAUAAUGCCUGCAAAAAUACCCCCUAAUCCCAAAGAACAAAAUUUUACUGCAAUAUGGAGUGCAGUGGCAAGACCAGGCUCCCCUGUAUCACUUCUGAGUCUUGCUACUCCCAAUACCUCUGUGUGUCUGGACACAUAUACUAUCUCCCUUUGCACCCAGCUAGUGACUUGCUCUGAGGCACAAACCACCCUACCAAAUACAAGGGGGUGUGAGCACACUCUUGGGUUCUACAGUGACAAUCCAUUAUAAUACUAUUACAAUAAAAAAUGAGGUAUCCUGUCAAUCUGUCAUUUGAGGAUUCAGUUUUUGUUAUUUCAGUGAUAAGAAAUAUCCACAGUUUUGUUGCAGUAAGUGGAUAUAAGGAACAGAAGUACAACUUCCUGGUUCCUUUAUAUUAUUUAAAUUUAUCAAAAUUUGCAGAUAGGUGUGUUUCCCUUGAAAAAUAAUAGUCACAGUAUAGAUGAACCUGAAAGCACUUACGUUAAUGUCCUUGCAUAAUCCAAAAUUUCUUUAGUGUUUCUUUUCUAUUCAGCCUGCCACUGGUUUCCUGGAGUAUUGUUAAACUGAUUUUACCAGUCAUAGCUGCAGAGUUUGAAAUACUAGUAUCUGCACGUCGUAAUAAUCUCCUGAGAUUAAAUCAGACUCCAGUUGCAGUUACCAGCAGUGACAGGUAAUGUUUAUGAUUUGUUGUGAUUGGUGGGAAAAUAAUGAAUUUUUAAAAAGAAUAUAACUUUUCUAGGCUUUACUCGUGUUCAGAGAACAUUUUAAAAUUAAGAUAUGCUAUCAGGCACCUGACUACUUCUGAGAUUAUGCUUUCCUUCCAUCCCAACUUUAUCUUUCCAUCUCCUAAUUACUAAACCCCAGAGCUGUAAGGGAGAAGUGUGUUUUGUUAGAGCAAGAGCUACAACAAACUUACGUGCUUCAACAAAGUGAAAUGGGAUUGGCAUGUGAACAUGAAAGACAUUCUCCAGUGGUUUACCAGUGCUGUAUGUAGUAAAGGCAAGUUUGGAAGACAUAUGAAGGAGAUCAGAAAAAGAGUGAGUUUAGCAAGUUAAAACUUUUAGUAAGGAACACUCAAGACCAAGACUGCAGAAAAGAGAUGUUUUGGGAUUUCCAUGGCGUGGCCCCAGGCUUCUGCAGGCAGACAGCACUGCUGCAAUUAUUGAUCUCUACUGAAGAGCCAAGGAAUGAAAUCACAGGAAAACGGAGCUGUGUCUUGGGAUGUUUACCUCUAAGAGUCAAAUCUUUCUUUGGUGUUAAGCAGAGCUGUGUAUCAUGGAACGAAGCUCACUUGCUCUUUUGGAAGCUACAUGGUGGAUUUGUACUUCAAGCAUUUCCCCUCUGAGGACUUUCAGCCCAGCUACAGUGAUGUGGUUCUUGGAAAAGAUCAGAGCUUCACAUGAAAAUGGAAACCUCCCUAGCUCCUCCUUCCUGGGACUGCCACCUGGCCAAAAUGGGCCUGAAAAAGCCCGAAUGGGGGCUGCUGCUUUUCCUAAUGUGCUCACCCCGGACAGAAUCCCAGAAUUCUGCAUUCCCCCUAGGCUGACAACCUCUGGCUCUGUUAAGAGCAUUGGCUUCCACCAGGACCAUGGUUCCGAGGAUGCAGACCUUAAUUCUUCAGACUACAGCCCCAGCUCUUCUUUGCCCCAUCUCAUUCAGGUGGAAAGUGCUGAAGAGAUCCCAGCCCUGGAGGAAGAAAGCACCAACUCAGACCCACAGUCCCAAGCAGCGCUCUCCCUGCCUCACUUUCCCAGAGCCCCCACUUCCUAUGGCUUCUGCACUCUGCUGGAGAGUCCCCACACUAGGAGAAAGGAGUCCAUCUUCCACGGUGACCCACGUGGUGCUCUGCCCAGCCUGAUGCUGUCUCGAUCCAGAGCUAACACAUUCAGUGGCAAAGGGAGUGUGUCUGAUCCCAUCGCUAUCAGCUUUGCUUCUGUGAGGCUGCCUCCCAAGCAUCUUUCUCUGCGCAGGCAAGGUGCCUGUGACAGUGAUACUGCCUCCUCCAGUGAUAACUCCCCUUUCAGUUCUCCGCUUCUCAACAGGUCACUCCCCAGAUCCUGCUCCCUGAUCAAAACACAAAGUCAGGAGGGAUUGCUCUGCCUAGCACUGAAAGCCAAGAACAAAUCCAGUGUGGCCAGGAACAAUUCUCUCUCUACAGAGGAGAGCAGCUCCACUGAUAACAGCCCCAGUGCCAUCAGGCGGGCCUCAGAGGGGCUGCUUGCCACACGCAGCUUCAGCAUGUCCUCUUCUCCCAUCUUCCCCCUGGACCUGACCCGCAGCCGGGAGAGACUCAUGGGAGAGAGCACUGUGGUAAUGGACAAGGGAGGCAUGUUGAGGCUCUCAGCUGAAUACUGCUUAGAGAAUAAAAGGCUGCGGAUCCGCCUAAUCAGUGCAGAGGGUUUAUAUGAUGACUCUGUAGAGCCCAAAAGCAUAAACUGUUGUAUCACCUUCUCCCUGGUGCCAGGGAAAGCACAGAAGCAGAGAAGCACUGUUAUAAAGAGAAGCAGAAAUCCUAUCUUCAAUGAGGACUUCUUUUUUGAUGGCAUUGCAGAAGAAGAGCUUUACAGCCUCUCUGUAAGGAUGAAAGCAGUGAAUAAAGGGUGCAGUAUGAAACGGGGCUACACCUUAGGAGAACGGGAAUUGUCUUUAAUGAGUAUGUUGUCAGUGUAAUGCUUUAAACAUUCUAACAGACUAAUUAUUAUGUCUUUUGAAAGUUUUCUACUAAAUAAAGUUUUGGGUUGAUG
Athene cunicularia (burrowing owl) is the source of this 4083-nucleotide messenger RNA. RefSeq names its product C2 calcium-dependent domain-containing protein 4C-like. The transcript is spliced from 5 exons. NCBI's taxonomy places the organism in Eukaryota, Metazoa, Chordata, Aves, Strigiformes, Strigidae. Bases 2615 to 4009 code for a protein of 464 amino acids. The record is from RefSeq and is a predicted model, not a curated record.